Molecule: messenger RNA, 5250 nt
Organism: Nycticebus coucang (slow loris)
Lineage: Eukaryota; Metazoa; Chordata; Mammalia; Primates; Lorisidae
Gene: ZNF383
Product: zinc finger protein 383
Exons: 5
Coding region: 1064-2491 (475 amino acids)
Biological process (GO): regulation of DNA-templated transcription
Source: RefSeq, a predicted model, not a curated record
UGGCUGGGGGCGGGGGGAGCGAAGCGUGGGGUUCUGCGUGUGAUUGUGACCUUAUGUGACUGUGUGGCUCUGUGUGUGCAGGUUUGAUUGUAUGUCUUCUUUGUAGUUGUGUGAUUGCAAUAACGUGAGGCAGCGCGUGUAGAAGUGAUGGUGUUCCCCUAGUAGUGGAACUGUGAUUGUGUAUAACUUUGUGUGACACUUUGUGUAGUGGGGAGGGGGGAGUUUUGAGAAUCUGUGAUGCCUCUGUGUGUAAUUGUGUUUAUAUGAAUGUGAGCAAGUAUUAAGUGUACUGGAUGCCUGUGACUAUUUAAGGUUGUAGUGACUGUAACUUUUUGUGGCAGUAUGCGCGCGGCUGGAAAGUGACUAAUUGUGCCAGAGUAACGGUGUGUUUGUCCUAGUGGGCGUUGUGUGGAGUGUAGUUCUCAGGAGGAGGGCUGGGGGGAACGGUAACUGUGUCUCUGUGGCGAGUGUGGUAUUGUGACUGUGUAGCACUGUAUGAUUUGUUGGGGUGCUGUGUUUGAGGAAUCUGUAAACGUCUGCAUGUGACUCUGUAUCCUCAAGGUGGAUAAAGGGUUAUGACUGUGUGAUAUGUGUUAAUAAUUACUUGGGUGGAAUGUAUGUAGGUCCACAUGGUGGGUGAGUUACUGCAGCAUUAGGCUUGUGAGUGUGAGGUACCUGUUACCGCCCUUGUUACUCCAGCUUUCUGUCCCAGGAGACUCCUGUGAGGUCAGGAACAAAUUCUGAUAUCAGACAGAAGAGACUUCACCCCUCUGACACGAGGAAUGCUCAGGGAAGCCUAGACUCCUCUAACCUCCUUCCAUCCCUCUUCCUCUUCGGUGGAAGAUGUAGCUCCACAGUAACCUCCGAUCUGAUCAGUCUGAACCACAAGAAAGGCCUGGAGUGUCAUCGUUCAUUUUUUUCUUCUUCAGAUCUGCUCUUCUCCGAGAGGUACCCAGAGGAAGAAAGAGGAAUGGCCGUUGACCAAGCCAAAUACAAGAACACUGUCCUUUUCCAGGAGAACAACACUGAGGAGGACUGAUCAUCUCCUGCAACAUUGAAAGCCAUGGCCAAGGGAACAGUGGUGUUCAGUGAUGUGUCUAUAGACUUCUCUCAGGAGGAGUGGGAGUGCCUGGACCCUGUUCAGAGGGACUUGUACAGAGACGUGAUGUUGGAGAACUACAGCAAUCUAGUUUCAGUGGGACCUUAUAUUCCUAAGCCUCAAGUGAUCUCCUUAUUGGAACAAGGGAAAGAGCCCUGGAUGGUUGGCAGAGAGCUUACAAGAGGUCUGUGUUCAGAUCUGGAAUCAAUGUGUGAAACCAAGUUAUUAUCUCUAAAGAAGGAAGUAUAUGAAAUAGAAUCAUGCCAGAGGGAAAUGAUGGGACUUACAAAGCAUGGCUUUGAGUAUUCCAGUUUUAGAGAGAUUUUGGAUUAUAGAAGCCACUUUGCAAGACAACUGGGAUAUCCAAAUGAGCAUUUCAAUCAAGAAAUAUUCACUCAUGAAUACAUGCCCACAUUCAUUCAACAGACAUUUCUUACUCUGCAUCAAAUAAUUAAUAAUGAACAGAAACCCUAUGAAUGUAAGAAAUGUGGAAAGGCCUUCAGUCAGAAUUCACACUUCAUUCAACAUCAGAGAAUUCAUAUUGGUGAAAAAUCUUAUGAAUGUAAGCAAUGUGGGAAAUUCUUUAGUUGCGGUUCACAUGUUACUCGACAUCUGAAAAUUCAUACUGGUGAAAAACCCUUUGAAUGUAAAGAAUGUGGAAAGGCCUUCAGUUGUAGCUCAUACCUUUCUCAACAUCAGAGAAUCCAUACUGGUAAGAAACCCUAUGAAUGUAAGGAAUGUGGGAAGGCCUUUAGUUAUUGUUCUAAUCUUAUUGACCAUCAACGAAUUCACACUGGUGAAAAACCCUAUGAAUGUAAAGUAUGUGGGAAAGCCUUUACUAAGAGUUCACAACUUUUUCAACAUGUACGAAUUCAUACAGGUGAGAAACCCUAUGAAUGUAAGGAAUGUGGCAAAGCCUUUACUCAGAGCUCAAAGCUUGUUCAGCAUCAGAGAAUUCAUACUGGUGAGAAACCUUAUGAGUGCAAAGAAUGUGGCAAAGCCUUUAGUAGUGGCUCAGCACUUACUAAUCAUCAGAGAAUUCACACUGGUGAAAAACCCUAUGAUUGUAAGGAAUGUGGGAAAGCUUUUACUCAGAGUUCACAGCUUCGUCAACAUCAGAGAAUUCACGCUGGUGAGAAACCCUUUGAAUGUCUUGAAUGUGGAAAGGCCUUUACUCAGAACUCACAACUUUUUCAACAUCAGAGAAUUCAUACAGAUGAAAAACCGUAUGAAUGUAGUGAAUGUGGAAAGGCCUUUAAUAAAUGCUCAAACCUUACUCGACAUCAGAGAAUUCAUACUGGGGAAAAGCCCUUUAACUGUAAGGAAUGUGGGAAGGCAUUCAGCAGUGGCUCAGAUCUCAUUCGUCAUCAGGGAAUUCAUAAUAAUGAAUAAUACAUGCUAAAACUCGUCACCUUCAUAAUAUUUUGAAUAAAACUUUAUGUUUAAUAAUAAUCCUCGACUAGGCACCUGUAGCUAAGCAGCUAAGGCACUUGCCACAUACACAAGACAUGGCCAGUUUGAAUCCAGCCCGGGCCUGCCAAACAAUGACAACUACAACCAAAAAAUAGCUGGGCAUUGUGGCAGAUGCCUGUCGUCCUAACUACUUGGGAGGCUGAGGCAAGAGAAUCGCUUAAGCCCAGGAGUUGGAGGUUGCUGUGAGCUGUGACGCAACAGCACUCUACCCAGGGUGACAGCUUGAGGCUCUGUCUCAAAAUAAUAAUAAUAAUCCUUCACUAUUUUUUGUAUUUAGAUUUUGAAUCCAAAUGUACUUCAUUCUAAGUUAUAAAUUCUGAGUUAGAAUUGUCAUUUCCUCCCUAAUAUUGUACCAGUGUCAAUUGUUAAUAUAAUUCUGUUCUUCCCCAUUGUUUGGUUCUACUUUCUUGGAGAUGCAUUAUAUUCCUAUAGUUCAGUGUUUUUAGAGCUAUCUUUUCUCAUCUGUGUAUUUGUGCUUAUACCAGUAUCAGUCUGAAUUGUAUGAUAUUUAAUAUUUUAAAAUUCCUUCUGGAAUUAUAGUUUUCUUUUUAAAGUCAAUGUUUACCUUUCGUUUUAUUUUACAAAUUUAUAUUUUUAAUUAGAAAACAAAAUUAGAAACUAAAAUUUCAAAAUCAUAAUCAUAUAUAUAUGUGUGUAUAUAUAUAUAUAUAUUUUUUUUUUUUUUUUUGCAGUUUCUAGCCAAGGCUGGGUUUGAACUCACCACCUUCGGCAUAUGAGGCCGGUGCCCUACUCCUUUGAGCCACAGGAACCGCCCCCAAUCAUAUGUAUUUUUUUUAAGACAGAGUCUCACUGUCACCCUCGGUAGAAUGAUGUGGCAUCACAGCUCACAGCAACCUCAAACUCUUGGGCUUAAGCAAUUCUCUUGCCUCCGCCUUCUAAGUUGCUGGGACUACAGCCUCCAGCUGUCACCCUGGGUAGAGUGCUGUGGCAUCACAGCUCACAGCAACCUCAAGCUCUUGGGCUUAAGCGAUUCUCUUGCCUCAGCCUCCCAAGUAGCUGGGACGACAGGUGCCCGCCACAAUGCCCAGCUAUAUUUUUGUUGUAGCAAUCGUUGUUUGGUGGGCCUGGGCUAGAUUCAAACCCACCAGCUCAGGUGUAUGUGGCUGGCGCCUUAGCCGCUGAGCCACAGGAGCUGAGCCUUGGCUAUUUUUUGGUUGCAGUUGUCUUUCUUGUUUAGCAGGCCCUGGUCGAGCUUGAACCUGCCAGCCUCGGUGCAUGUGGCUGACACCCUACUCACUGAGCUCCAAACCCAUGUAUGUAUGUAUGUAUGUAUGUAUGUAUGUAUGUAUCUAUAUAAAUAGAUACAUCAUAGCUCACAUUUUUUUUUUUUUUUUUGGUGAGACAGAGUCUCAAGCUGUUGCCCCCAGUAGAGUGCUAUGGUAUGCUCACAGCAACCUGAAACUCUUGGGCUUAAGUGAUUCUCUUGCCUCAUUCUCCCAAGUAGCUGGGACUACAAGUACCCGCUACAAUGCCCAGCUAUUUUUUGUUAUUGUUGCGGUUGUCAUUUUUGUUUUAGCUGUUUUUGCAGUUUGUCAUUGUUUGUUUGAACCCUCCACCCUCGGUGUAUGUGGCCUGCCCCCUGCUGACUGAUGCACACGCCAAUGGCAAUCAUAUUUAUAGAUGACUACUUUCAUUUUGGUAUAGCAAGUUCAUAGAGACUUUGUUUUUGUUUUUUUGUUUGUUUUUGAGACAGAAUCUUACUUUGUUGCCCUCAGUGGAGUGCUGUGGCAUCAUAGCUCACAGCAACCUCAAACUCUUGGGCUUAAGCUAUGCUCUUGCCUCAGCCUCCCAAAUAGCUGGAACUAUAGGUGCCCACCACAACACCUGGUUGUGUUUUAGAGACAAGACCUCACCAUUGCUCUGGUUGGUCUUGAACUCAUGAGCUCAAGAAAUCCACCCGCCUUGGCCUCACAGAAUGCUAGGAUUGAGACUUUAUUUUUUUAGAGUGUAAUUAUAGUCUGUACCUUCAGCUGCUUUUUGUCACCAUAGGCAGAGUGCCGUGGUGUAGUAGCUCACAGAACCUCAAACUUUUGGGCUGAAGUUAUUCUCUUGCCUCAGCCUCCCGAGUAGUUGGGACUACAGAUACCCAACAAAACUCCCAGCUAUUUUUAGAGAUGGGAUCUCACUCUUGCUCAGGCUGGUCUCAAAAUCCUGAGCUCAGGGUUAAAGGCCUGAUCCACUGUGCCUGGCCACCUUCACCUGCUUUUAUCAUGCCAAGAGAAACAUGAUUGCCAUUUCAGUAAACAUAUUUUAAUUAUUUUUAAUGACAUAUUUCAUGACUUUUUAAAUUACUAUUCACAUUAUAGUUGCCUCCUAAUUUUUGCAGUGAUAAAAGCUGUCCUAUUAAUACGACCCUAAAUUUACAUUAGGAUGCUUGUUUUUCUUUUACAGUAUUUAUUUUCAGCUACUGAUAUCAACAUUUUCUCUUUGUAAACUGUUUUGUUCCUUUUCAUCAAUCCUAAUCCCAAUGCCAUCUGGAAAGGUGAUAACUGUUAUAAAGGUGUUGUUUAUCCAUUCAGAUAUUUAAAUUUUUUUCUCAUAUGUUAGUGUUUUAUUUCUUAUGUAUACUUAUGUAUAAUCAUGCUGUAUGUAUUAGUUUGCUGUGAAUUAAUAAAUGUAAAGUACUUGGAACUAUUUUUGUCACACAAUAUGUUUAG